AACAACCGAACACUUUGAAAAACUAUCUCGCUGGACGCAGAAUGCAAACAUAUUUGACAAAGAUCUCUUAAUUAUACCCGUUGCAGAGCAUAGUCAUUGGUUCAUCAUCUUGGUUGUCAACCCAGGUGCAUCGAUUGGUCAAGGAAAACGUAUAGAUCAAGAUGAAUUGCGAACAAAGUCGAGUAAGGACCGGCUGGACCACCCUAUAUCAUGACUAUGGAUUCCUUGGGUGGACCACAACGACAUGUACGAAGAUAUGUCGUCGAGUAUUUAAAAAAGGAAGCAGCCCGAAAACUAGACGUGCUUGAACCCGAGUUUAUACCACCGGAGUUUAUGUCUAUUCAGUGCCCACAACAGGAUAAUCAUUAUGACUGUGGUGUCUUUUGUCUGCAUAGUAUAUACAACUUUUACAAAUACAAGACGAAAAUGUGGGAUUCUAUCUUUACUACCAAGAGCACGGUUGCAGUAGAAGAAUUUGUAGAGAACCAAAAGAAAGAACUGUUGACUUUUAGAAGGUUUCUAUAUACAUUAAUAGAAAACAAAGCAAAGGAAUAUUCUCAGUUUAAGCGUUCAACGACAUCAUGAGCCCCAAUAUAAAUAUACAAGAUCAUUCCUAGUGAAGAAGCACUUGUGGAGGCCAUUCAAAAGAUCAAGCUCGAGACACCUGA
Messenger RNA from Rhizopus microsporus ATCC 52813, 668 nucleotides. RefSeq lists its product as uncharacterized. The transcript is spliced from 4 exons. Bases 211 to 585 code for a protein of 124 amino acids. Gene Ontology annotation, biological process: proteolysis. NCBI's taxonomy places the organism in Eukaryota, Fungi, Mucoromycota, Mucoromycetes, Mucorales, Rhizopodaceae. The record is from RefSeq and is a predicted model, not a curated record. Gene Ontology annotation, molecular function: cysteine-type peptidase activity.